Molecule: messenger RNA, 3656 nt
Organism: Arabidopsis lyrata subsp. lyrata
Lineage: Eukaryota; Viridiplantae; Streptophyta; Magnoliopsida; Brassicales; Brassicaceae
Product: protein CROWDED NUCLEI 3
Exons: 8
Coding region: 236-3493 (1085 amino acids)
Biological process (GO): nucleus organization
Cellular component (GO): nucleus
Source: RefSeq, a predicted model, not a curated record
AGAGUUAGUUUUUGGAGUUGGAGAGUGACGAUUACAGAGUAGUUUUUGUAAGCGGAGGAGAAACUGUUUUACUUGCUACUUCCACGACGGCGCGUGUCACAAAACCCACAAAGAAAGCUUUCAAAUUUGAGCAAUUCGCUUCUUCGAUUCCUCAAUUUCGCAAGUUGUGAAAUUGGUGUUGUUUUCGUCCUCUCUUUCUUUUAAUGAAUCUGGGUCACUAGGGUUUCGAACGGAAAUGUUCACUCCGCAGAGGAAUCGGUGGCCGGAGACUGACCGGAAGGGAAAGGCCAUAGCUUUUUCCGACGAAAUUAUGACACCUCCUCCGCAAACAGUGCUUCUCCGAGAGGACGAUGAUUGGCGGAAGUUCAAAGAGGUUGGUUUGCUCGAUGAAGCUUCUCUAGAGAGAAAAGAUCGUGAUGCUCUUAUAGAGAAAAUCUUGAAGCUUGAAAAAGAGUUGUUUGAUUACCAACAUAAUAUGGGGCUUUUGCUAAUUGAGAAGAAGAAGUGGACUUCAACAAAUGUACAACUUCAACAAGCUUAUGAUGAAGCUACAGAGAUUCUUAAACGUGAAAAGACGUCGAAUGUAAUUGCUUUAAAUGAAGCUGAAAAAAGAGAAGAGAAUCUUAGAAAAGCUUUGAUCGCUGAGAAGCAAUUUGUGGCUGAGCUUGAGAAGGAUUUGAAGUAUUGGCAACAAGAACAUUCUGUGGUGAAGUCUACUUCUGAGGAAAAGUUAGCGGAAGCUAAUGCUUUGGUUAUUGGUAUGAAGGAAAAAGCUUUAGAGGUGGAUAGAGAGAGAGCUAUUGCUGAAGAAAAGUUUUCAGUGAUUAAUAGAAAGAGUUCUGAGUUAGAACGGAAACUAAAGGAGGUGGAGACUCGUGAAAAGGUGUUUCAAAGGGAGCAUCUUUCGCUAGUUACAGAAAGAGAAGCACAUGAGGCAGUGUUUUACAAGCAGAGAGAAGACCUACAGGAAUGGGAGAAGAAGCUAACACUAGAAGAAGAUAGGCUGUCUGAAGUUAAAAGAAGUUUUAACCAUAGAGAAGAAAUAAUUAUGGAAAAGGAAAGAACCAUCAAGAAGAAAGAGAAGAUCCUUGAAAACUUGCAGCAAAAGAUUUAUAUUUCUAAGUCAGAAUUGACAGAGAAAGAGGAAUCUAUAAAGAUUAAGCUAAAUGACAUUUCUUUGAAGGAAAAAGACUUCGAGGCCAUGAAGGCUAAAGUUGAUAUCAAAGAGAAGGAGCUCCAUGAGUUUGAGGAGAAGCUUAUUGAAAGGGAGCAGAUGGAAAUUGGGAAGCUCCUUGAUGAUCAGAAGGCUGUUCUAGAUUCAAGAAGGCAGGAGUUUGAAAUGGAGCUUGAACAGAUGAGGAGAUCCCUUGAUGAAGAACUCAAGGGAAAGAAAGCUGAAAUCGAGCAGCUGCAAGUUGAGAUCAGCGACAACGAAGAGAAGUUGGCUAAGAGAGAGGCAGCUUUAGAAAAAAUGGAGGAGGGAGUGAAGGAGAAAGAGAACGAUCUUGAAGCAAUUCUCAAAACUGUGAAGGAAAAAGAAAAAUCUCUAAAAGCUGAAGAGAAAAAGCUGCAUAUAGAAAAUGAGAGAUUGCACGAAGAUAAGGAUUGUCUGCGUAAACUAAAAGAUGAGAUUGAAGAGAUUGGGGCUGAGACAACAAAGCAGGAAUCAAGGAUUCGCGAAGAACAUGAAAGUCUCAGGGUUACAAAAGAAGAGAGAGUCGAGUUUCUGAGGCUGCAAUCUGAACUGAAGCAGCAGAUAGAUAAAGUUAAGCAAGAGGAGGAGGUUCUCUUGAAAGAACGUGAAGAACUGAAACAAGAUAAGGAAAGAUUUGAGAAAGAGUGGGAAGCUUUGGAUCAGAAGAGGGCUGACAUAACUAAAGAGCAAAACGAAGUUGCUGAAGAAAAGGAGAAACUGAGAAAUUUGCAAAUAUCAGAAAAGCAUAGGCUGAAGAGAGAAGAGAUGACCUCAAGGGAUAAUUUGAAGAGGGAAUUGGAUGGUGUCAAGAUGCAGAAAGAAUCAUUUGAAGCCGACAUGGAAGAUCUUGAGAAGCAAAAAAGGAAUCAUGACAUGGAGUUUCAGAGGCAAGAAGAAGAGGGUGAGAGAGAUUUUAAUGAAAGGGCGAGAACAUAUGAGAAGAGAAGCCAAGAAGAGCUUGACAACACCAAUUACACAAAGAAGCUGGCUCAAAGAGAGAUGGAAGAAGUGCAAUACGAGAAGCUUGCUCUUGAGAGGGAAAGAGAACAAAUUUCUGUCCAAAAGAAGUUGUUGAAAGAACAAGAAGCUGAGAUGCAUAAGGACAUCACUGAGGUAGAUGUACUUAGAAGCUCUUUGAAGGAGCAACGAGAAAAAUUUAUCUGUGAAAGGGAGCGUUUCCUAGUAUUUCUGGAAAAACUUAAGAGCUGCAGUUCCUGUGGAGAAAUAACCGAAAAUUUUGUUCUGUCCGAUCUUCGACUACCUGAUGUUGAAGAUGGGGACAAACGUUUCGGGAAACAAAAAUUAAAAGUAGAGGAAGCUUUGAACAUUUCUCCCAGUGCAGAGAAUAGCAGGAGAACAUCUUUGCUUGGGAAAAUCGCUUCAAAGCUAUUGAGCAUAUCACCAAUUGGGAAAGAUAAAAUCACUGAUGUGGGUAUAACGGCUAAGCUUCCAGAAUCUUCGCAACCUGAUGAUACUCUGGAUAUAGUGUCAGGCGAUGAUCAUGAACCGUCUGCUACUGAACAGAGUUUCACAGAUAGUAGAAUACAAGAUGGUCCUGAAGGUUCCCUGCAAUCAGAGAUAAAAAGUGAUAAACCUAGACGAGGUAGAGGUAGAGGUAGAGGUAGAGGUAGGGGUAAGUCUGCUAGAGGAAGAUCGCAAGCAACAAAAGCUGCCUCUAGAGAUUCAAAACCAUCUGAUGGUGAAAUUCCAAGGAAGCGACAACGUGAACAGACUUCUAGAAUCACAGAAAGUGAACAGGCAGCUGGUGAUAGUGAUGAUGGUGUAGACAGUACCACAACUGGUGGACGUAGGAAAAAAAGACAGAUAGCUGUUCCAGUCUCUCAAACGCCUGGACAAAGCCGAUAUCAACUCAGGAGACAUAGAAAUGUAGGAACAGAAGAAGAUAAAGCACAAGCAUCAAUGGGUGCCACUAAAAAACAAGAGAGUGUCAAUGGUGAUAUUAGAACAGUGCCAAGUCCGAAGGAAACUCUUACUCCACCGCAAGAUGAGAAUAGAGAAAUUGGCAAAGCUGAAGUAUUCGUGGAGACGGUAACACAUGAGGAGAUUGUUAGGGUUGAAGUAGAGACUGAGUUCAAGGAUAACAACACGGGAAAUAGGCUAGUCGAAGAUCAGCAGUUGGAAGCAGGAGGCAGCGGUGAAAUAAGAGAGCAUGGUGAAGAUGAUGAUGAGAAUUUCAGCAUGAACGAAGAUGAGAACGAAGGAGAGGAAGAAGAAGAAACAGAGCGCCAAGGUGAUGCUUCCAUAGGAAAGAAGAUUUGGGUCUUUUUCACAACUUGAUCAUUUUCUUUAUUUCUCUCUAAAUAACAAAAACUAUCCCACAAGUAGGAUUUUGCAACAUCUUGUUAUGUGUUGGUUCUUUUUUAACUUCUUUUUCUUUUUCUAAGCAACUUUAAACAAAAAGGCAUGGGCAUUGUAGGAAAUGUAACAUUUGAUUCUUACU